Pomacea canaliculata is the source of this 4002-nucleotide messenger RNA. RefSeq lists its product as uncharacterized. Bases 110 to 607 code for a protein of 165 amino acids. Lineage: Eukaryota; Metazoa; Mollusca; Gastropoda; Architaenioglossa; Ampullariidae. The record is from RefSeq and is a predicted model, not a curated record. The transcript is spliced from 5 exons.
UUAACCUUAUGUCAUUCUGUCUACUGACAAGUAGACGUGUCGGCCGUCCGUCGCGGUGUCGACGCUUGGCUAUUAUGUCAUUGAUACAGUAACGGAGAGACAAAAAGUCAUGAUACGAAAACAUACUUUUGACUGUGUUUUGUUAUGUGUAAUGAUCCUUUUCGAAGUAGCCUUUUCAAAAAAAGUUCAGCGUAAGUGUGAAGAUCCUGAUGUCGUUCUGUAUGCCUACCCAGAUGCUGAUCUAAAAAACUUUAGUAACAAUUACGAGUCUUUGAUCCACACAGGAUUCCGCCCUUUGGACAAAUUUCUAACAGAUGACAAAGAAGAGGAAGUGACAUGUACAUGGUUGAUUCGUGCAAAAGAAGAUCAGUCUGCAGUCGUCAGCUUCCAGGUCUUUAAACUGCUAGAAGAGGACUGUCUUUUUAUAUAUGAUGGAUCAGAUGAAAAAGGUAAAUUGAUGGAAACAUUGUGUGGAAAUGAUGUUCCAAGCAAAGAACCCUACAGAAGCAGUGGGCGCUCUUUGUUUGUUGUUUUUGAACGAGGUGAAAGAUAUGGGGAGCGCCAGUUCUCAUUCAAAUACUUUGCUAUUUCACACCCAAAGACAUGAUCAUCACCAUUGCAGCUGUUGCUUCAAGUAUCAUUGCUAUCGUUGGGCUGAGUUUUUUGACAAUCAAGUUCACCCAUUAUUGUAGACCAUGCCGUAAAAAGUGUCAUCAUGCCCACAACACAAAUGAACAGCCUGAUCUUCAUGAAUGUCGACCUCUUGCUCCUGAGCCUUUGACAUUGGACAGGAUUGUAAAUACAAGAGAAAAUAAUUGCUAUAGUGACCUUGCUAUGUCUCAAUCAGCUUCAGCUGUGCACUCUCAUGUUGGAAUCAAUAAUGAGAAUACUGUUGGAAAUAUCAGGAUUCCAGGAAGUAACCAGCAUUUGGAUGCUAGAAAUGAUCUUAUUAAUUCCAGAAAUCCAGAAACAUUAGAAUAUGCAGAUGUGGCACAAGCAUCAGCGCCAAUAUCAUCAGAUUCAGACCCUGAAUUGCAGUCACCAUCUGCUGAUGAGCUGCCACCCUCUUAUGAUUCUUUGUUUGGAAACAAGAAUCAUGUUAUAAAUUCUUAGGCACUUAAACCAGAAACAGCAAAAAAAUUUACAUAAUUUUAUAGCUUUCUUCCUUUUGUAACAAUUUGACAUAAACAGUGGCUUUAGAUGAAAGAAAGAGCAAUUUUUAACAUUCAUUGACACCUAUUGAAAUAAGGAGCUAUGCAACGAAUUAAAUCAGAAAUGUGAAGGGUUACAUAUUUGACCUGUUCAGGCUACACAUUUUUGUUACAAGCAGUAAAGAAAACCAUUUAUGUCAGCUGAAGUUACGGGACCUGACUUGGAGAUAUAAUGGGGUAAGAAGUUUUCGGUGCAAAUAAAAUCUCAGUUUAUAUAAUGUUGAUGUCAAAACAGUGUUUACAAAAAAAUCCAGUCAGGAAAGACUUGCCAAAAUAAUUUUGCUAUUUGAAGGGCUAAAGUCAAAGAGUAAUAUGGUGGCUAGUGUAUAUUAAAUGAAGGUAAGUAAAACUGGUAUAUUGUUUAAAAGGCCAGAGCAACUUAUUGCAAUUUUUAUACCAGAAUACCUCUAAUUCUUAAGAGAGUUCAGUAAAACAAUAAGAGAGAAUGUGUGUGUGUGUGGCAGAGUGGGAGGGAGUCAAAUAGAAAGUGUCUUUAAGGGAUAUUCUCACUUUGCAAUAUACUGCACUUUGCAGAGUUUGCAUGCCUUGCACAAGGCCCUUCAAACUUUGCAUAUGGCUCACAAGGGCCUUGAAAUAAGGUCUGCAUGGAUAGGACAUGGUUCUGUUUUAUGCAAGACAUGGCCUACAUUGCAUGACUGUAGCCAGUCAGAAUGCUUGAAUGCAGAAGGCUCCCUUUUACCUCUAAAUUAUUACGUGAAAAUGCCAAGAGGUCUUAGGAGGAAUGUUUUAUAUUAAAAUCACUGUGGGAGAAUAAUAUACCCAUGUAUACUUAACCACGCCCUCACUCCCUUACCACAUCUGUUUCUUCUCUCUGCUUCCUUGAGUAAUAUGACUAAGCCAUAGCAGUUACUGAAAAUAUCUUUUCAUCAAUGUUGUGUACAAUAUCGCCCACUACCCAAGCCAUUUGCAAGUGAUUUUGCUUGUGUGAGAGGAGAACAGUGUUGCUACAUUGCAAGCAAAAUCUUGCACAUGAAAAUCUUGAAAACUCUGCAAGGUGAGAAUAGCCCUUUACCAACAUUGUUACCCGUGUUCCAGCCAAGUAAGACUUGGGGAUGCUUGGUACAAAUCUGAGCUUCAUGACAGAUUGUAGGGAUAGGAUGUGGCAAUUUAUAUUAAAGACACAAAUAAUCCAAGGUGCACAUGCAAAUUUGUAUCGUCCUUUAGACAAAAUGCUUUCAGUACAUCAAGUAUAACUAUCAGUUACUGCCGUAAGAGUGACAGAUGCAUGUUCAUUCUGAUUUUCAUCAAAGUAUUUGCUGUAUAUAUUUUAAACAAUAAGCUUGACAAAAUUCACCUAUGCAAAAAAACUUGCCUAAUUUUUUUAUCAGUGGGCAUAACCAUAAUACAGAUGUCACUCCAGUCAUUAUUGCUAUAAAAUUUAACGGAUAAUAAAGGUUUAGAAAGCAUUCAGUCAUAUUCUGGUUUUCCUUUCCUUUUUUUCUUUCUUUAAUUUUUUUUAGAAGAUGAAUUUAUUUGUCACAGGUCUUCAUGCAUUCUUUAGAAACAAGACAUGAUUAAAAUCUUAUGUUAAAAGCAUUUAAAAAAAAAUUAUUUUCCCACUGUGAUAAACUCUUUCUUUCAUGAUCACAACCAAUCUUCAGAUUUAUUAAUCUCUGGUCUAAUAAGAAAUGGCAGUACUGGAAUAAUUCACAAUUAUUUCAGGGGAUUUAAACUGUGAUUUUUCUUAAUAAGAGAGGGCAUGUCACCAUUGCUUUUAAACUGCAUGCGUUAUACAUUAGGAAAAUAGCUUUAGAUAUAUGUUUACAUUUUAGAUUUUGUUCAAAAUAAUUUUUGUUUUUUGGUCAUACUUUAAAAUACAGGUGUUACUAAAGUUUGUACUUAAAUUUUGUGUUGUGAAUUUGGAUUUAAAGUAACUUUUGUCAUUUUGUCAUAUGUUAAAAUACAGGGAAACUUAAAAGAAUUGACCAACACUUAUUUCUUAAUAAAUCAAAAUGUAUGGAUAUCUAAACUGGAUCAAAUGUGCCUUGAUACUUGACGCCUGCUGUCCAGCAAUAUUCUGUUAUUUUUCGCAGGCACAUGCCACCGGUGUUCAUCACAUCCUGUUUGGAUAUUUAGUAUUUAUAUUUCUUUUCCGUUUUAUCAUUUUGUUCUAGUGGCAGAUGUUAGUGUGUGAUCCCAAGUGUUCCUGUUAAAUAUUCGAGAGGCCAAAUCUCAAUCUUAUUAAAGUGUUGUCCUUGUUAUAUGCUUUGCUUCUUUGACACUUUGCUACUGAGCAAGACGUUAUGAAACUAUUCAAUUAGUUUUGAGUUACAUUGUGUCCUACAGUAUCUUCCUCUGAGAGAAUGAAUAGGUAUGUAUAUAUGCAAAAUUGUGUGCGUAAGUGACAGAGAGGAACAGAGAGAUUUUGCUACAAUAAAAAAAAAUGUUAUGGCUCAAUUUAUCAAAUAUAGUUGUAUCUACAAACCAUGUUUCUGCAAGAAGCUUCAGAGGUCUAUUACCUUUUAAUCCUUGCAUAGUCUUAAUAGAAGUUUUAUUUCAGUAACACAUGCUUUUCGCUGCAUUUCGUUGGCACAGUUUGUUUUGUUGCAAAAGAAUAUAUUUCAGCAUUUGAAAAUACUCAGUCACUAAGCAACAUGAUGACUAUAUAUAUUUUCAUAAUAAGAUUAUGAUCAUCUAUUACUGUUGAAAGAGCACAGCAGUUAAUAGUUUAACAGAUUCUAUUUAGUUUUGUUUCAUGAGAUUUUUUUUUCGCCUUAUUUUGAGUUAUAAGGUUGAAAUCCAAAACAAUAAAAAAGUGCUUACAUUUUUA